AUGGCGGGGCACGGCGGGGGACAUGCAAGGAGCUUCGGCAACUCGGCCAAUGACGGCAAUGAGGAAAGCUGGCUGCGUUUCGCCCCAAAUCCGUCUUCCCCUUUGAGCCGAAUCCAGACCUCUCGUCCGACGUCACCCCUUUCUCACACUGCUCCUAUCUGCCUUACUUCUCAGUGCUCAUACUUACAGCCCGGCUCAAGUCAGGUUGACUGUCAGACAUUCAGCCAGUCCAUCAGUCACACUGUCAGUCACCUUACCCCCCCCAGAGCAUUCCGUUCCCCCACACCAAGCACGCCAAGCACAUCAACAAGGAGAAAGGGCCUCCUCUACACGGAACAGACCACGAGGGGAGGAAGACCAUUCAAAAGUAUCUGGUACUUGGGCCUGGAGCCCGUUCCGAACUAUUUUCAGCUUCCGAGGCUUGUUUUACCCACGGUCCUGGCCCCCCAGCCAAUAUUUCCUUCGCCCUGCCAUAGACACUCGCCUAAUGCCUUCCAUACCUACAACUGGCGUGACUGGCUGGGCGAAUGGAGGGCUGGCGAGUCACCCUCACCGCGUAAUCCACACUGUCCAUCAACUGGCCUGGGCCAGAGGUCAGAGGUACAAGCCUCGAAACAGAUGUAA
This is a messenger RNA of Colletotrichum orchidophilum, 624 nucleotides long. RefSeq lists its product as uncharacterized. NCBI's taxonomy places the organism in Eukaryota, Fungi, Ascomycota, Sordariomycetes, Glomerellales, Glomerellaceae. Bases 1 to 624 code for a protein of 207 amino acids. The record is from RefSeq and is a predicted model, not a curated record. The transcript has a single exon.